UUAAAGAACUUGUGAGAAUUGAUUGGUUUUUGUAGCCUUCUAGCGACAAAUACAAGAAGCGUUGUCACAGUUACUUAGGAAAUAUGGCGAAUAAUGAAUGUUGCACUUGUGUCAGUGAUUUCGAUUUUAUAUAAUGAAGAAACGUAAAGUGAGUAAUUAAUUUCUGUGGAAAUCAGUCAGGUGUAUACGAUUAAGACACGAGCUUGGACACAGCGAGUAUUCAGCCAGCCAUUUCAUAAGACCUUCGGAUACGUUUAUUCUUGUUAGUGUCGGGUUAACAAACUGGUGCAGCAUCAAUUCGAUAUUUCCGUUUCCAUUAAGCCUCUAAGUAUCAUCGAAGAGUCGUAUGUUUCUCAGGACAACGUUUCGUUGAUAGACACAAAACUAAAACAAGUAGUAGGUAUACACGAAGUGGAUUCUAUAGUAUAAACUGGCAGAAAGUAUAUUCUCCAUAAAAAUAGGACUGUUGGACCACCAUGGUUUGUAGAGUUGGUCAUACAUGUCUGAUUCAAUUCCAAUUAUUCGACGAAGAUCAAGACGAGACUCUGACUCUUGACAGAUGUCCAUUAUGUGAAUCUACCUGUGGUAAGGAUCUUUAUGAUUAUAUUGAAAAACAUACUCAGAUACAAGCAAACAGAUUUAAGUUGUAUCUAUCGUCAGCAGAAAAAGUGAUUGAUUUGUCUAAAAUGAAAGAUAAAACUAUGGUAGAGCUUGGUCUGGAUUUUUCCUUCGAUCGAGAUUCAACUGAACCUAAGUACACGCUCUUAGUCGUGGGUCCUGAUGACAAAUCAUGCCAAAAGGCAUUCAGGGGUGGACCAUCUAAAUGUCAUCCAGCACCAGCAUCUCAUCUAUCAUCGAUAUGGGAAGAAGAUAAUAAUGUUGAUUUUAAAAGUUAUAUUAAAUCUAAAACAUGUUAUGUUGGUUUAGUAAAUCAAGCAAUGACAUGUUACUUAAAUAGUUUGCUUCAAGCAUUAUAUAUGACACCUGAAUUUCGUAAUGCAUUGUAUAAUUGGGAAUAUGUAAAUGGAUCGGGAACAGACGAAGCUAAUAGUAUUCCAUAUCAACUGCAAAAGUUAUUCUUAAAUUUGCAGACAUCAUCAAGAUCAGCUGUGGAGACUACGCCAUUAACAAAAAGUUUUGGUUGGGAUUCUACAGAAGCUUGGCAGCAACAUGACAUUCAGGAACUUUGUAGAGUCAUGUUCGAUGCGUUAGAACAAAAAUUUAAGAACACAGAGCAAGCCGAUUUAAUCAAUAGGCAUUAUGAAGGAAUGAUGAUCGAUUAUGUUAAAUGUCUUGAAUGUGGCACCGAGAAAUCUAGAGAGGACACUUUUCUUGAUAUCCCAUUACCAGUUAGAUCAUUUGGCAGUAACGUGGCGUAUAACAGCGUGGAAGAAGCCUUAAAAGCGUUUGUUCAGUAUGAAACUUUGGAAGGAAGUAAUCAGUAUUAUUGUGAAAAAUGUAAUAAAAAAUGCAACGCGCAUAAAGGAUUAAAAUUUACAAAAUUUCCAUAUCUUGUGACACUUCAUCUUAAACGAUUUGAUUUUGACUUUAAAACUUACCACAGAGUUAAACUUAACGAUAAGGUCACUUUUCCGGACAUAUUAAAUUUAAAUCCCUUCAUAUCAUCUACAAGAAAUCAUGAAUCUCCAGGUAGCGAUGAAAAUAUUAGUUUAGUGAAAUGCGAUGAUGGCUCAACAACGGACAGUGGUACUUUAGACGAUGAUUAUCCUUCCUGUGAAAGUAGUCUUCCUAAUAGUAAUCAUUCGAGAAAUCAUGAUCAAGAUGGCGACGAUGAAGGUAUACAUAUAAGUAAUUGUCCAUCAACAUCAAAUUGUACCGUGCAUAAUCAUGAGAACGAAAAAAAUCAUAGUAACAAUGAGGCAAAGGGCCCUUAUAAUUAUGAAUUGUUUUCGAUUAUGAUCCACAGUGGUAGUGCAAGUGGUGGUCAUUACUAUGCUUAUAUAAAAGAUUUCAAGACACAAGAGUGGCUGUGUUUUAACGAUCAAAGCGUAACACAGAUAACUCACGAUGAUAUACAAAAAACGUAUGGUGGCGGACCAACCAGGCCAUAUUACAGCGGAGCAUGUAGUAGUACAAAUGCAUACAUGCUCAUGUACAGACAAAUUGAUCCUGUUCGUAAUGCUUUACCUAUGCAAGUGCAGGAUUUUCCAAAGCAUAUACAGGAACUAUUGAAAAAGAUGAAGGAGAAUGAGGAUAAUGACAAAAUAUGUCGAGUACCUAAAGUGUGUCAUUUCAAUUAUGAAAGUGUAGUACCGAACAGUACGGAACAAAAGUUACUAAACAUGGGAAAAGAUAUAGUUCAUAAAUGUGAAAUGCGGACGCCUUUAGAUUUUCACGCACAGUUGCCUGUGUCUAAAAUAAUAGUAUACUGUAUGCAUCCUUUAGAAGGCAAGAAGAGGAUAGGAAUUCCCAUUACGUUCGGUGCAACUUUGGAACAAAUCACACAACUGUGUUACGAAUACUUCGAAUUGACCAAGAUAGUGAGUUUCAAUCAGUGCCGUUUAGUUCUUUACGAUCAUAACAAUGAUACGAUCAUAAGUAGUUACGAGGGAAGAGAACACGAAACACUUGACAUUUAUAAAAUGGGGGGGUCUUCCUACUUAUUAGAAAUUCGCAAAGUAGACGAAGAGUUUCAACCAUAUAAUGAUAUUUCGACAACAGUGUACAUUAUUGAUAUACCUAGGAAAAAAUUCAUAGAUGGGCCAAUAGAUGUACCCGGGACACGUUCACAAACUGUCAAAGAAUAUAAACAAGUGGUAGCGAAAACGUUCGGCAGGGAUCUCGGUGAUAUGAAAGUAUUUUUACAAAAGUAUGGUUUAGAUGCAGUGAUUGAAGUAGACGACGAUGUAGAACUUCAGACUGCAGGGUUCACUCAUUUAAUGAAUGUUUAUAUAUCAAAUGUCCCUGAUACCGAAUGUAAAACUUUUCAUCAUUCGACAAUAUGUGAACUUAUAGAAAAUUACAAAAAUACUAUAUUGCUAUUCCUUAAAUUACCUGAAUUGAGUAAAGAAAGUUUGGAAGAAUGGAAUAUUCCGUUAUUAGAUGAGAAAUAUAAGGAUAAAGAGAAACCUAUUGAUAACAGUCCAUCCAAAGUAAGCGUUAACGAUUCGCAUCGUGACGUUAGUCCUAAACGCAGUGAAGUUCCAAAAAGUGAAAAGAGUUGUAACGAGGAUGCACCUGUAAGAAAUGCAAGCCCACAAUUGGGAGAAAGUGAGGAGUGGAAUACUCCUGAACAAAGUAAUAGCGAAGAUAGUAGCCUUAGCGAUAGUGAUAAAACAUUGGUCGGAGACGCUCUAGAACAUGAUUAUUUUCUCAUUGAAAAAGUUUCAUCGAAUAAAAGCAACCGUUUGAAACAAAUUAAACUUGAGCACAGGGACAACGUUGUUGACGAUGAAGAAUAUUAUUUCGAAGCUACACCCUACACGGUUCAUAAUCAAAAAUUUUUGAAAGUACAAGUAGACAAGAGAAUGACAUUCAUCGCCUUGAAGAAUGCUUUAGAACCGUAUGUUGGUGUACCAACGGAAUACUUUAAAAUUUGUCACCAGCUUCAUGAACUUUACGGAUCCGAGUGGUGUAAUAUAAAAGACAAGCUUGCUGUUUGCGCGGUGGAUCAGGAAUUUUGUAUAAAGCUAACACGUCCGUUACGUAGUGAUGAAUUUACUGUAACAGCAUAUCAGUUAGAUAUCAAUUCGCCCGAGCUUUAUAAACUUUUGGGCGAGAUAAUAUUGUCGACAGAUAUGACUUUUGGCCAGGCGAAGAAAGAAAUCCUGGCAUUAAUUAAGAGAAAACAUAAUAUAGAUAUACCGUUUGACAGAUGUCGACUGAGAGAAAAGUGUGGUUCGUUAGUAACUACAUUGUAUUUAGACCAUCAGAAACUCGAAGAUCAUCGAAUUGGUUUGCCAUCUGAAAUUGUCGUACAAGAAUUACCUGAUAAAGAACCAGUUACUAGUAGUGAUCAACACGUAGUGUUCGUUAGGAAAUGGUCCCCUACAAGCAUGCAGCUUGGACCACUCGAGGAAAUUAUUAUGGAUAGAAAUUCUGUUAUGGAAUUGAAGACAAAAUUGUCUGCUAUAUCGGAUAUUCCUGAGAAAUAUAUAAGUAUAACAAAAAUGCCAAACUAUUUUCUAAAUAUGUUACCUAUCAUUCGAAAUCAAAAUUAUCAAGGAUGGAGCGGACAUGUUGAUUACAAGUUCGAUCUCGAUCUCGAUGAUGGAUCUAUGGUUUUAUAUAGGGAUAACAGGGAAGUGGUAAAUAAUUUGUCGCGGGAAGCAUUAAAUGACAUUACAAUUCAAGACCCAAGUGUUAUAUUUCCGCGUUCUUCGCGCCGUUCGCGAAAAGAAAAGGCACUUAUAAUAAAACACAACUGUUAAGUAGACAUGUGUGGGAACAUGAUACGGUUGCGUACAAAACGAUUACAUCGUGUCAGAUAUUUGGAAAGUCAAGUAUUUAACAAUCAUCAAAUAUUCUGUGCUUUGGUAAAUCUUUGGUAUUUCAAACUUUCUGCUCAUCUAAAGUCACUCGACGAAUUAUUCAGUUAUUUUUCCAACUAUCGAAUCUUACGAAAGAGCAUAAAUACUAACGAAGGUAACGAAAAGGCCAAUUUGCCGGCGAAUAAGAGAAGAAUAGGAGGGAAAAUUGAAUUUGCUCGAUGAUAAUCCGAAUUUAAACUAUGGACUUGUUACGAUUUACAUGCAUGUAACUGAUAAAAUUUCGAGUUCCUGCAUCUCUGCAUUUUCACAGAAUCCUCGAUACCCUUUUGUAAACCGAAAAAUUUUGAUACCUUCGCUCAUCUGUAUUAAAACAUUUUAGGAAAUCGUCUUGUUUGGAAAGCUAAAUAGUUUUAAAUGUUCGAACACGGCACAGAGUAUAUACAUAUAUAAUUUUUGUCGAAGGACAUUUAUCUGACACAAUAAAUAGUUAACCCUUUUAAUGCCAGUAUAGGUUAAAUUGCAGUCUUACAACAUAAUUAUCAAUCAUAAGCUUCGAUUUUAUUUAAUCUGGCAGUAGUAGCGUUUAAAUAUGUUAUAAAUUUGAUUACAAUUUUUUUUUAUUUCGAAAUAUGGUUGCUCUUUUGUUUUUAUGUUUGAAAUACAUUUAAUUAUAAACUACAUAUAUUAUCCCGUUUAUUGAUAAUUAAGGAGAUGCCUACAAGGAUAUAACGUUUUGAGAAUUUAAUACUUUUAGUUAAUGUUUGUUGCUUAAAGUCAGAUUUGGCGCCACUACUAUCAAAUUAGAUAGAGAUUCUUCCAUGUGUCUGUUAAGAUUAAUUCUGGUCAGGCAUGUAUCCUACAGUCUGUUUUAAUUUAUUCUAUUGUAUAUAUUGGUGAACGAAGUUGUCGAUUAUGCCCCCCUCGGCAUGAAUUUCGUUCGUUUAUAAAUACGUUACAAACUACGGUAUUUUGAGUAACAUUUUCAUUUGAAAAAAAUUGGCGAUCGACUUUAAUUCUUUUAGAUAUUUACGAUAUAAGUGUAAACUCGACCGGUAACUAUUUUAACACUAAUUGGGUUUCAGUUGAAUUUGGAUUAGGAUUUGGCUGUUCUUUGUCGUGGGUGCGUUUCAAAAGGAGAUUUAGGAUUUUUGCAAAUAUCUCGGAAACCGAGAUCGACCGCCUAUUAAAAGUCGUUUAAAAUAUCACCCUUUGUAACAUAUUUAAAAAUAAAAAAAAAUCCAUGAUAAAGGGGCAUCGUUGACAACAACUUCGCUUAUAUGUUUAUCGCUCAUUGUGUUAUCGGUACAAAGGGAACCGACCCACCCGUACCGUGUUGGAAAACCAAAAAGUACAUAGCCACGGCAUUGUUGUUAUUUCCUAAAAAUCGAAUUUUCGAUAUGAUAAAAAAAAAAGAAGAUUUUCCAAGGAAGUCCACCAAAUUUACAUUUGUAUGAUAGACCAAUUGCUUGUAAAUAAUAAAACUUGUGAAUUGAAUGCCAAUAUCUUUCUUUUUGUAUUAAUAUUCACCAUACUUCGUAAACAGAAUAUAAAGCUAUGUUUUGUAUGUUAUAUUGUACAAUAAUGCACUUUACGCGUGUAGGAUACCAUCCCUUUGCAUUUAUUGGCAGUUCAACUUGGCAUUUUUUGCUAAUUCCGCUGUUAGAAAUUUUUGGUGCUGAAAGGGUUAAAAUAGAAAUUUGUUCUUAAUCCUUGUCGUAUUAUUAGAGCGUCUUGAUAAAACGUCUAUAAAUUGUUUAUUGUUUCUCUUGUAAUUGUUUCGCGUACGAAACACGUGCACUGGAUAAUAAUCAACAAUGGAUAGAUACAGAGGAAAAAGUCAUUGAACAAAAAGAAAUUUAUAAGAUAUACAGUGUAUCUGUAAAACAAUAUCAGUUGUAUGGCGAUUUAUAUUGUUCUCACAAUUUUUAUUAUAGCUGUAAUUUAUAUUUAUUGUAUAUUUGUUACAUGAAUGCCUAGUUCGGAUUGUUCAUGGUCUAUCAACAGUUUAUUAAAGACAUGACAAUCGAAAUGUUUAUAUUCAAACGAAGAAAAAUAAAAUGAGUCAACUUUGGUACAGAGAAUCCUCUUACACCUGGAGUGUGUAUCAUUACGUAGUCGAAAAGAAUUUUAUAAUACAUUUUCAUCGAAUUUAUUUAAUUUAUUAAAUUUAACGAAAUCUUAAUUACGAAUAUUAUUUCAGAACCAAAUAUACGACACCGUCAUCAACAGUCAGUUUAAUUGCCCAUAAUAAAAUGUAAUCGAUGGAUGUAUUUUCUUUAUUCUCGUUUUCUCGCGCUCAUACUUAUUUAUAACGUUUUGGAGCUGGGCCUUGAAUAUUCUUUGACGAUUAUUUUUAUAAUUACCAAUCGAUGUGAUUAUUCGAACUAUGUUUGUUAAGUAACAAAGUAGGUAUGUGCAAAUAAUAUCUAAAAAAAAACUUGUACACUCUGUAAAACUAAAUUAAUAUCUUGUACAUCUAUUCUAAAACUUGUUUCUCUGUAUAGUUUCUAUGUUAUUAAAUUCUCCAAACGUUCUUAACAAAGAAAUGAAAGAAGUUCCUUCGUCGUCAUAGAAUGCAUAUAACUUAAUUGAUAUUCUAUGAAUUUCUUCAAUAUUUCUAUUUAUCUACUGUCGUAAGUCUCUCAAUACUCGAAUAUCUUGUACAUACUCGCUUCGUAUUUCGCUAAUCCUUUAAUGUAUAAAAAUAUUUGCACAUAUCUACGUUAGCGGUGAAUGGAAACAAUACUUGAAAUUGUACUUUAUCCUUUUUACGGAUAAACUAAUGCAGGAAUUGUAAUGCACGAAGAUCAGUUGUUACAAAUACAGCCUAUAUCCAACGCUCUUUUGAUCACCGACGAUCAAACAUUAUUUGUAUCAUAUGCUAUAAUUUUAAACAAAUUAUAUUUAAAAUCUAUUAAUAAGUGAUAAUCGAAAUGACUGAAACCGUUGUUUAGAUACACUCGUCCCUUUACAUUUAUCCUCUAGAUUAGGCUCCGACUAUCUAGCCCGCCCACGUAUUCUUGUAAAUUUAAUAUCAUGGUAAGAAUUAUAAAGAAACUGAUAUCGUGUCGAAAAUUGUAAUUUUUAGGUUGCAAAAAAUGUAGUUAAGAAAA
Colletes gigas is the source of this 7564-nucleotide messenger RNA. It is a transcript of the gene Usp47, whose product is annotated as ubiquitin carboxyl-terminal hydrolase 47-like. The record is from RefSeq and is a predicted model, not a curated record. Gene Ontology annotation, biological process: protein deubiquitination. The transcript has 19 exons. Bases 477 to 4391 code for a protein of 1304 amino acids. Gene Ontology annotation, molecular function: cysteine-type deubiquitinase activity; cysteine-type endopeptidase activity. Gene Ontology annotation, cellular component: cytosol; nucleus. Lineage: Eukaryota; Metazoa; Arthropoda; Insecta; Hymenoptera; Colletidae.